Messenger RNA from Debaryomyces hansenii CBS767, 1893 nucleotides. RefSeq lists its product as uncharacterized. Gene Ontology annotation, molecular function: protein binding. Bases 1 to 1893 code for a protein of 630 amino acids. NCBI's taxonomy places the organism in Eukaryota, Fungi, Ascomycota, Pichiomycetes, Serinales, Debaryomycetaceae. The record is from RefSeq and is a predicted model, not a curated record. The transcript has a single exon.
AUGGAGGAGGCAUCUAGUACACGUAUACCACCGAGUUAUAAUGCAAGUUAUAAUGCAGAUAAAAUACCGACUGUAUCAGAACAUAUAAUAGAUCCUGAUAUACUACCGGGCGAAGAAACGAAAUCAUCAAAUUUAAGUAACGAGACUAUACAUUCACCUGUCACAUCUAUACAUGCAUCACCAAUUAAGAAGAUAAAGUUAGAAGAACCAGUCAAGAACUAUGCAACUAAUUCUACUCAAUCGCCUAAUCGUUCAAUAGUAAAGAAAAAUAGACUUGUUAUCGUAUAUGAUAAACCUCGGUAUACGCAUAUGAAGAUGCUUUUAGAAGGGCUUCAAAAUAUUAAAAAUGAGAAUAUUUAUAUAAUUGAGCUUAAUUCAAUUGAUAGUUUGGAUUCAGAUACUAGGUUUUCAAGUGUCCUGUACGACUAUUUAAAUAUUUGUGUGGAAUAUAAUGAUGAAUUUGAAAAUAAUAUGAAAAAGCUAAUUGACUUUAUCGAGCAUGAUGCGACUCGAAUGCAGAGUAUGUCUGAAAUAGCAUAUCAUUUCCAUUUUGAUUCUCAUAAGAAGUGGGAAGACUACCAAGAGUAUGAAAGGCAAGAAUAUCUGAGGUUUCUUGCGGUAUUGAAUAAGGUAGCUGGGGACCAAGUAACACAAUGCUCGGUGAUUAAUAAGUAUGAAAUAAACACGAUAUAUCUUACUGAAAGGAAUGAUUUAGCGAAGUUGGGUCAAGAGAUUCAAGAAGAUAUACAAAAUUGGAAAAACUUGAAAGUAUUUGAUUACGGUGAAAACUGUAUUCGUUUCUUCCCUGGAGUCAAAUUUCCUGAUUCCUUAGAGAUACUAAAUAUUGGUGGUGGAUAUUCGUUAGAAACGUUGGCAGGGUUUAAAAUGCCACCUAACUUAAAAGUUCUUGUGGCCUGCAAUGGUUCUAUUUCAAGCAUAGACAACGUCAGCUUCCCAUCAUCGCUUGAAAAAUUACAACUAGUCGAAAAUAAAAUAUAUUUCUUGAAUUAUGUUGAAUUUCCUCCGAGGUUAGAGACUUUAGAUGUAUCUCAAAAUAGAAUAGAUAGUUUGCGAGGAGUAAAUUUUCCCAGAAACUUGAAAUAUUUAUCAUUAUCCCAAAACCCAAUAGAAUGUAUUAAAGGGGCUAAGUUCCCAGAAAGCUUAGAAUAUUUGGAUCUUUCUUGCAUACCUAAUGAAUCCAUGACUGGUGUGAAAUUUCCGGAUCUGCUACACUCCUUGAAUAUACAGCAAUCUAUGACUAACACAAGAGGCUUGAAGUUACCAGCUUUUCUAAAGGAAGUCAAUUUGGGAUUUAAUGGAGUUAAUAGUAUAAACCCUUUGAAAUUACCAAAUAGUAUUGAGAGUUUGUAUUUGGGAAAUAAUAAUAUUAAGACACUUAACAAAGUACAAUUUCCUAUGGCAUUAAAAAAAUUAUAUCUUGGUAACAACUUAGUGACUACAUUGAAGAAUGUGCAGUUUCCACCCGGGUUGGAGUUGCUUGAUAUUGAAAUGGAUCCUGAUAUUGAUGAAAAUGAUAAGCGUAUAACUACAUUGAAGGACGUAAUCUUUCCUCCUGAGUUAAAAGUUUUAAGAUUAGGGUACCAUUCUAUAAAAAGUGUUGAGUCAAUAGAGUUUCCAUAUUCAUUAACAUCUUUGAGCUUGGCAUAUAAUGAACUAAAAAUUAUACGAAAUGUCAAAUUUGGGAACAAUUUAAGAACAUUAGACUUGAGCGGGAACCAAGAGUUGACAAAUAUCGACCACGUAUUGAUCCCCGAAUCCGUGACAGACUUACGAAUUCCCUCUCUGCUUGUAACAAAUUUGCCGGCAUAUAUAGUAGAAAGGGCAAAUAGAAAACAGUUGGUUAUUAGUAAGUCAUUGCCUUUCAGUACUUGA